AUGGACUACCCUCGGCACUAUGAAGGUUGCCCAUUGCUCUCAGUGGAGGUGAUCCACCAUUUUCUUAAAUCAUGCGAUAGCUGGUUCUCUCGUGGACAACAUAACAUUGUGCUAAUGCACUGUGAGGUUGGUUGUUGGCCAGUUUUGGCUUUCAUGUCGGCUGCUCUUUUACUUUACAGAAAACAUUACACUGCUGCAAAUAGUGCCCUGGACAUGGUUUAUAAGCAGGCCCCACCUGAUGUGUCGCCACAGUUGAUGUCACCAUUGAAUUCGUUAGCUUCUCAGUUGAGAUACUUACAGUAUGUGUUAAAGAGGAAGGCUGAAGAGCAAUGGCCUCCAGCAGACAAACCACUCACAUUAGUUUGUGUGAUGAUGAGAAUGAUUCCUGAUUUUGAUGGAAAAGGGGGUUGUUGUCCUAUAUUUAGAAUUUAUGGACGUAAUCCAUUAUUACAUGUUGAUAAAAGUUCUAAACUUCUUUUUUCAACCCCAAGAAGGAAUACGAAUGUGCGGUCUUACAAUCAGGUGACCAUAGGAAAAAAUGUGAGAUUGUUUGUUAUCAGUGUCGGUGAUAGGGUUCACCUGUGUUUGGUUUGCACAUCUUCUGACCUUUGCUAUGCAUUGCUGGCAGAAAGUGAAGUGGUCAAAAUAGAUAUUAAUUGCCAUAUUCAGGGUGACGUGGUGCUGGAGUGCCUUAACUUGCAUGAUGACAUGGCGAAGGCCGAUAUUAUGUAUUUUGCCAUGUUCAACAUAGCGUUCAUCAAGUCAAAUACUUUAGUGCUUAAUCGUAAUGAAAUCGAUGUAUCUUGGGGCAUUAAGGAUCAAUUUUCUAAAGACUUUAAAGCUGAGCUUUUUUUCUCCGAAGUGGACACUACAGCUUCUAUGGUUCUAGUAGACUUGUCUUGUUUCGAAGAAGAGGGGCUCCUAGUGGAAGCAUUUGGUAGAGUUCAAGAAAUGUUUAGCAGUCUGGAUUGGCUUGUACCUCUUCCAGCUUCUUCUGCCAACGGAAAAAUACAACUGAUUGAUCAUAGGCGGGCAUAUAACUGUGAAAUCUUGCUUUUAAUGGUGAAGACACCAGUGCCUGAAUUGAUGGAAUAUGUCCUUAAUUUGGAUGAUUCAGCAAUGGAUGUUGAUCAGGUGGAGAACCUUAUAAAGUGCUGUCCUACAAGGGAGGAGAUGGAACUACUUAAGGGCUAUCAAGGAGAACCAGAAAAUUUGGGCAAAUGUGAACAGAUCUUCUUAGAGCUAAUGAAAGUUCCACGUCCGGAAGCUAAACUCAUAAUUUACGCUUAUAAGUUGCAGUUUAGUACACAGGUUUCAGAACUUAGGGAUAAGAUAAGCAUUGUAUAUUUAUCAGUAGAACAGGCAACUUUGGAAAACAAAUUGCAACAUCCAACUUUGGAUUCCGAAAAGGAUGUUAAAAAAGGGGAUACUGAAAAUAAAGAGGGCUUAUUUAAUGUCAAUUUUGAAUUUAUACCGAAGACAAUUAUGAUAUGUAUUUUGGACAUCAACAUGUAUUGCCUCAAUUACUCAAGUGGUUAA
Lactuca virosa is the source of this 1539-nucleotide messenger RNA. Lineage: Eukaryota; Viridiplantae; Streptophyta; Magnoliopsida; Asterales; Asteraceae. The record is from the annotation of a GenBank genome assembly.